ACAUUUCUCAAACAGAUCAUGAACAAUCUCCCCACUUCUUGUCUGGUCUUGUUCUUCCUCUUCUUCUUAUUCCACCCUCUUCCUUGGGCUCUAAGUAAAGAAGACCUAGGUUGGUGUGAGGCUCUGUUUCAGUGUGGUAACAUCACUGCUGGUUUUCCCUUCUGGGGUGGAAAUCGUCCCAAACCUUGCGGUCAUCCGUUGCUGGAGCUUCGCUGCCUAAAAGACGUCACCUCUUUAAACAUCUCAAAUCAUGAGUACAACGUUUUUGAUAUAGAUCAAACAUCUAACACUCUUAGACUUGCUAGAACAGACCUUCUAGUUUCACAGUUAACGUACGUUCCAACGAGUUUCAUCCCAGAUGAAAAAGAUUUGAAUUUGACCCAUUUGGAAAGUGCUCUAAGAGAAGGGUUUGAGGUGAAGCUGAUGAUCGAUGAGAUACCGUGUCAAGAAUGUUCGUCCACUCGUGGAAUCUGUGGUUUCAACAGUACCACACAGAUUUGCUGCAACGUAACCUCACCAUCUGGUGGAGUUACUUGCGUACCACAACAUCAACCUAGUGCUGAUUUGCUUAAGAAACGCUGCAGUAAACGGUUUAGCUGCGGCAAUCAGCGAGAUCUCUAUUACCCCUUCUGGAUACCUGGCAGGGAAUACUGUGGCCACCCUGACUUCAAGCUCGAUUGUAGCAGAGGAUUCGCAGAGAUUAACAUCGCCUCCGUGAAGUUCAGAAUCUUAAAUAUGAGCUAUGGCUCUUCUAUCAUAAGACUUGCCAGAUCAGACUAUAUCGGCGAUCUUUGUCCCCCAAACCCACUAAAUGAGCCACUCAUUGAAAACGUCCUUCAAUUCAGUGCUGACACAGAGCUGUUAACAUUAUAUUACGACUGCCAACUAAACUCAUCGGUUAUUUCUACAACUACCUACAUUGGAGAGCUUGGCUGUGAUGGUGGAAGAAGUUACUUUGUAACGAAAAACCUCUCAUCUCCUUUACUUGACAGGUUUAGAGGCGUUUUAAACAACUUAAGGGGAAUGUGCAAAAGAAAAGUCAGUGUUCCUGCUUCUGGACCGGCGUUAAACACACUUCAAAGAAGUCCAAAUUCAAAUAACCUAAAGAUGGCUCUUGAACAUGGUUUUGAGCUUGAAGAUAACUCAAAUUGUUCGAUAUGUGCUUUGUCUGGCGGUUCUUGUGGAUAUAAUCAGAACUCAAGUUUGUUUGUGUGUUAUUGUAAAGAUGGGCCGCAAGACUAUCAAUGCGAUUUUAACCUCGAUGAUUUUAUUCGGAAUCGAAUAGUUGUUAUCAUCAUCGGCAUUCUUGUAGCUUUGUGUACAGUAGCUGGUUUUAUUGCUUUCCUAGUGUUAUUGUGCCCUUGUUGCAAAGUUCGAAUUUUCCGAAUGAGAAAAACAUCAGAUGAGCGGCGACAAGAGAAGCUAAAGGCCCUUAUUCCACUCAAACAUUAUACUUAUGCGCAAGUGAAGAAAAUGACAAAGUCAUUUGCGGAAGUGGUUGGGAGAGGCGGAUUUGGAAUUGUUUAUCGAGGAACACUUAAUGAUGGCCGUGUUGUUGCGGUUAAGGUCUUGAAAGAAUCAAAGGGUAAUAAUAGUGAAGACUUCAUCAAUGAAGUUUCUAGCAUGAGCCAAACAUCUCAUGUCAACAUUGUUUCUCUUCUUGGAUUCUGCUCUGAAGGUUCAAAAAGAGCUAUUAUAUAUGAAUUUUUGGAAAAUGGGUCUCUAGAUAAGUUCAUCUCGGAAAAGACUUCAGUGAAUUUGGACUUGACGACACUGUAUGGGAUCGCACUAGGAGUUGCUCGUGGUCUAGAGUACUUGCAUUAUGGCUGCAAAACAAGGAUUGUGCAUUUCGACAUUAAACCUCAGAACGUGUUGUUGGAUGAUAAUCUUUCCCCCAAAGUUUCUGAUUUCGGACUUGCUAAACUAUGCGAGAAGAAAGAGAGCGUCAUGUCAUUGAUGGAUACAAGAGGUACAAUAGGAUACAUUGCACCAGAGAUGAUCUCUCGAGUUUAUGGUAGCGUUUCUCACAAGUCUGAUGUGUAUAGCUACGGAAUGUUGGUCUUCGAAAUGAUAGGUGCAAGGAAGAAAGAAAGAUUUGGUCAAAACUCUACAUCGAACGAAAGCUCGAUGUACUUUCCAGAAUGGAUUUAUAAGGAUCUUGAGAAGGCAGACAGUGAGGAUCUUGAGAAGGGAAAGCAUAUCGAGAAUGGAAUCAGCAGCGAGGAAGAGGAAAUAGCAAAGAAGAUGACAUUGGUGGGUUUAUGGUGUAUUCAGUCUUCCCCGUCAGAUCGUCCACCGAUGAACAAAGUAGUAGAGAUGAUGGAAGGAAGCUUGGAUGCUCUUGAAGUGCCACCUAAACCUGUUUUGCAACAAAUUCCUGUAGUACCUCUUCUUGAAUCUUCUUGGAUUUCAGAGGAAGGUUCAACAAUCUCUGAGAUUGAAAAUAAAAACCUUCAAUAUACAAGAACACUAUUCAAAAGUUGCUACUUCCGUGCUUUGAUAGGUCAUGUGGGAUUUUGCACAACAGGUUUAGGAGGGACUUCAAGAGCAUCAGAUGAUUUUUCUUUCUCAAAAUCUUGGCUCGGCAACAUCGGCAAAGAAACACCAAGGAAACAAUAACACCUGAUAGUAAAAACCAAUGUAGAAA
Molecule: messenger RNA, 2647 nt
Organism: Arabidopsis arenosa
Lineage: Eukaryota; Viridiplantae; Streptophyta; Magnoliopsida; Brassicales; Brassicaceae
Source: the annotation of a GenBank genome assembly